Heterocephalus glaber (naked mole-rat) is the source of this 3459-nucleotide messenger RNA. It is a transcript of the gene Ddx54, whose product is annotated as DEAD-box helicase 54. Gene Ontology annotation, cellular component: cytosol; nucleus. The record is from RefSeq and is a predicted model, not a curated record. Lineage: Eukaryota; Metazoa; Chordata; Mammalia; Rodentia; Bathyergidae. Gene Ontology annotation, molecular function: RNA helicase activity; RNA binding; ATP binding.
UGGUACGUCCUGAAGGCCCGCCCACUUCCGGGUUCUGAGCGCCAGGGCCAGCAUGGCGGCCGGCAAACGUGCGGCGGCCGGGCCGCGGUCGCCAGUUGCCAUGGCCCAGUGGAAGAAGAAGAAGGGGCUCCGAAAGCGCCGGGGCGCAGUCUCCCAGGCCCACGGCAGCGACUCGGAGGAUGGCGAGUUUGAGAUUCAGGCGGAAGAUGACGCCCGGGCGCGGAAGCUACCUUCUGGGACAGUGAUGAUGCGAGGACCUGGCCAGCCCCUGCCCAGCUUCCCCACCUCGGAAUGCACCUCAGACGUGGAGCUGGACACGCGGGAGAUGGUGCGGGCACAAAACAAGAAGAAGAAGAAGUCUGGGGGCUUCCAGUCCAUGGGCUUGAGCUACCUCGUGUUCAAGGGCAUCAUGAAGAAGGGCUACAAAGUGCCGACGCCCAUCCAGAGGAAGACCAUCCCGGUGAUCCUAGAUGGCAAGGACACGGUGGCCAUGGCGCGGACAGGCAGCGGCAAGACGGCGUGCUUCCUCAUCCCCAUGUUCGAGCGGCUCAAGACCCGGAGUGCCCAGACCGGCGCCCGGGCCCUCAUCCUCUCGCCCACCCGGGAGCUGGCCCUGCAGACCAUGAAGUUCACGAAGGAGCUGGGCAGGUUCACCGGCCUCAAGACAGCCCUGAUCCUGGGCGGGGACAAAAUGGAGGACCAGUUUGCAGCCCUGCACGAGAACCCCGACAUAAUCAUCGCCACUCCUGGCCGGCUGGUGCACGUGGCCGUGGAGAUGAACCUGAAGCUGCACAGUGUGGAGUACGUGGUUUUCGAUGAAGCGGACAGGCUCUUUGAGAUGGGCUUUGCUGAGCAGCUGCAGGAGAUCAUCAGCCGCCUCCCUGGGGGCCACCAGACGGUGCUGUUCUCGGCCACACUGCCCAAGCUGCUGGUGGAGUUCGCCCGCGCAGGCCUCACGGAACCCGUGCUCAUCCGGCUGGACGUGGACGCCAAGCUCAACGAGCAGCUCAAGACCUCCUUCUUCCUGGUGCGGGAGGACACCAAAGCUGCCGUGCUGCUGCACCUGCUGCGCACCGUGGUGCGCCCCCAGGACCAGACUGUGGUGUUUGUGGCCACCAAGCACCACGCGGAGUACCUGCAGGAGCUGCUGAGCACCCAGCGCGUGAGCUGCACCCACAUCUACAGCGCUCUGGACCAGACGGCCCGCAAGAUCAACCUGGCCAGGUUCACGCACGGCAAGUGCUCCACGCUCAUCGUCACCGACCUGGCCGCGCGCGGCCUGGACAUCCCACUGCUGGACAACGUCAUCAACUACAGCUUCCCCGCCAAGGGCAAGCUCUUUCUGCACCGAGUGGGCCGUGUGGCCCGGGCUGGCCGGAGUGGCACUGCCUACUCCUUGGUGUCCCCGGAUGAGGUCCCCUACCUGCUGGACCUGCACCUGUUUGUGGGCCGCACCCUCAGUCUUGCUCCCCCUAACCAGGAGCCCACAGGUGCAGGCAGUGUGGACGGCGUGCUGGGCCGGGUGCCACAGAGCGUGGUAGAUGAUGAGGACGGCGGCCUGCGGGCUGCGCUGGAGGUGUCGCUGGAGCUGCGGAGCCUGGGCCGGGUGGCUGACAACGCACAGCAGCAGUAUGUGCGCUCGCGGCCCGCGCCCUCGCCCGAGUCCAUCAAGAGGGCCAAGGAGCUGGACCUGGUGGCGCUGGGCCUGCACCCGCUCUUCAGCUCGGGCUUCGAGGAGGAGGAGCUGCAGCGGCUGAGGCUGGUGGACAGCAUCCGGCAGUACCGCUCCCGUGCGACUAUCUUCGAGAUUAGCGCCUCUAGCCAGGACCUCAGCAGCCAGGUGAUGCGCGCCAAGCGGCAGAAGGACCACAGAGCCAUCACUCGCUUCCAGCAGGGGCGGCAGGAACGACAGGAAGGCCCGGCUGGUCCUGCCCCUGCCUGCCCCACGCUGCAGGAGGAGCCGCCAGAGAAGGAAGAGGACGCCGCCGAGAGCAUGGAGGACGUCUUCACUGAAGUUGUGGGCCAGAAGCGGCCGAGGCCAGGCCCUGAUGGAGGAGCCAAGAGGCGGAGGGAGGAGGCCCGGCAGCGGGACCAGGAGUUCUACAUCCCCUACCGGCCCAAGGACUUCGACAGCGAACGGGGCCUGAGCGUCGGGAGUGCCGCGGGGGCCUUCGAGCAGCAGGUGGCCGGUGCAGUCCUGGACCUGAUGGGGGACGAGUCACAGAACCUGACCCGAGGCCAGCAGCAGCUCAAGUGGGACCGGAAGAAGAAGCGGUUUGUGGGACAGGCGGGACAGGAUGACAAAAAGAAGAUCAAGACUGAGAGUGGCCGCUACAUCAGCAGCUCCUACAGGCGUGACCUCUACCAGAAGUGGAAGCAGAAACAGAAAAUCGAUGGUCGAGACUCAGAGGAGGAAGGACCAUCUGACCGUGGAGGCCCUCCGCGGAGAGUGACCUUGACCGGACCGGCAGCGGUGGUAAUGAGUGGUGUGUCAUGGUGGGUCGCAGUCCACCCAGCCAUACAGGUGCUGCCCUUGGGCUGCCUCUGCCGGCACCUGAGGUUCAGCCUGGCCUGCCGAGGAGUGGGGAGCAGGCUGAGAAGGUCCCCCUGCUGUGCCUGGGCUGGUGCCCUUCGUAGUGACGCUGCAGGGAAGUGCAUUUUGCACAAACCUAGGCAGCAGGUCAGGAGGAGGUGACCCCUGGGAGGCUGGGGAAGGGCAGCCUCCAGCGUGGUCUGGCAGGUGGACCACGUGGUCUCCUGGGGCUUGGCCUGGGUCCCUCUGCCAAAGGUGCCAAGUGUGCUAAGGCGGGGUUGGGAGCCACCCUGUCUGCCGGGGUCACUCAGGGACCACCCUGGCCCUGCCGUGGGGGGGGGGGCUGCCUGCAGCCCAGCUCCCUUCAGCCCCACCCACCCCAGCCUCUGGUAGGGGCUGCCACCUGCAGGGUGGGGCAGGCUCUGCCCUGACAUGCCACACAUGGCCUGGGGGCUAGAAGACUGCGAAUGCCCAUACUGCAGGAGGGGAGAGAGUCAGCUCCCGGGGUAGGGACUGAGCCCCAGGCACCCAACUGCCUGCCAUCUCCCCUGGGGAGAGGGGGACUUGGGGCCGUGUUCCAGGCUCUCUGGACCCUGCUCAUCAACCCCCACUCCGUGGGUGGUCACCACCUCCUGUCCAUGUCUGAGCUGCAUCCUUUAGCCUGGGCCCCCGGCCCCGUCCAUGAGGCACCCUCUCUGCUGCCUGCACUUGGCCGCCAACCUGGCUUCUCUCACUGUAUCUCCUCUGCCCCCACCUCUGCCUGGCUGUCUGCCUUCCUCUUGCUUUUCCUUUCUCUUCUGUCUUUAUUAAGCAUCUGCUGUGUACCUGGCACUGGGGCCGCAGCAGCAAGCCGAGGGUAGAAGCAGGGGCGGGUGUUGGGGGUGCGGGGAGGGAGACACUUGGAGGCCACCCCACCGACCCUAAGC